Messenger RNA from Pygocentrus nattereri (red-bellied piranha), 1537 nucleotides. RefSeq names its product guanine nucleotide binding protein (G protein), beta polypeptide 4b (gene gnb4b). Gene Ontology annotation, molecular function: signaling receptor complex adaptor activity; protein binding. Bases 234 to 1256 code for a protein of 340 amino acids. The record is from RefSeq and is a predicted model, not a curated record. NCBI's taxonomy places the organism in Eukaryota, Metazoa, Chordata, Actinopteri, Characiformes, Serrasalmidae. The transcript is spliced from 10 exons. Gene Ontology annotation, biological process: G protein-coupled receptor signaling pathway. Gene Ontology annotation, cellular component: heterotrimeric G-protein complex; cytoplasm.
UCUAUGGGUGUGGUGAAGAAGCAGCUCGGUGGAAAGCGAGCUGAGAGUGUGUGGCCCUUUAAAUGUCUCCAAAUUACUCAAAUUAAGUCUUUAUUUUGUCAUUUGUUUUACCUUUAGCGCUAUGUGUCGAUUUUGAAAUACGUUUCACGCCGGUACGACGUGCCCAGAAGAGCUUGUCUCAGGUCUCAGCUGGUCAUCUCCUCUGAGGGUGAGUUGUGUGUCACACAGGGACAAUGAGUGAACUGGAGCAGUUACGGCAGGAAGCCGAGCAGCUACGCAGUCAAAUCCGGGAUGCCAGAAAGGCUUGUAGUGACUCGACUCUUUCACAGAUCACAGCUGGUCUGGACUCAGCAGGACGGAUACAGAUGAGGACAAGGCGUACACUUAGGGGUCAUCUAGCCAAAAUCUACGCCAUGCAUUGGGGCAGCGACUCGAGGUUGCUUGUCAGUGCCUCCCAGGAUGGCAAAUUAAUCAUAUGGGACAGCUACACGACAAACAAGGUCCAUGCAAUCCCCCUGCGCUCUUCCUGGGUGAUGACCUGUGCAUAUGCACCCUCGGGCAGCUACGUAGCUUGCGGAGGCCUGGACAACAUUUGCUCUAUCUACAGUCUGAAGACCCGUGAGGGAAACGUCAGGGUCACCAGAGAACUGCCUGGGCACACAGGCUAUUUGUCUUGCUGUCGCUUUCUGAAUGACAACCAGAUUGUCACCAGCUCUGGAGACACCACGUGUGCACUCUGGGACAUUGAGACAGGCCAGCAGGCCACAACCUUCACAGGCCACACUGGCGACGUGAUGAGUCUGUCGCUUAGUCCCGACUCCAAGACGUUUGUGUCUGGAGCCUGUGACGCCUCCUCCAAACUGUGGGACAUUAGAGAUAGCAUGUGCAGGCAGACCUUUACCGGCCACGUCUCCGAUAUCAACGCUGUCUGUUUUUUCCCUAAUGGGAACGCCUUCACUACUGGCUCGGACGAUGCCACGUGCAGGCUGUUCGACCUGCGUGCUGACCAGGAGCUCAUGAUGUACUCUCACGACAGCAUCAUUUGCGGCAUCACCUCUGUGGCUUUCUCCAAGAGUGGUCGCCUCCUGCUUGCGGGCUACGAUGACUUCAACUGCAACGUCUGGGAUACAUUGAAAGGCGAGCGCGCAGGUGUCCUCGCCGGUCACGACAACAGGGUCAGUUGCUUAGGAGUGACUGAUGAUGGCAUGGCUGUGGCCACAGGCUCAUGGGAUAGUUUCCUCCGAAUCUGGAACUGAUCUCACAGUUCCUGGACUUUAUGGAGGACUGACCAUCUGCAACCCCACUACAGAUCACAGCUGUGAGAACACCACUCUGUUUCUACCUUGCUGCAGCACUCCUUUUGUAUUCACAACGCCACAUUCCUGUGAAGAGGCCAAACUGACUCGACGGAGGUCAGACAGCUGGGUUGUUGAGAAACAAUAGAGGCAUCAUUGUGUUAUAUGUACAUAUAUAUAUGUAUAUACAUAUGUAUAUGAAUAUAAAUAUGGUAUAUAUGUACAGUUAGUGUGUGUGUGUG